AUGGCUCGAGCUAUAGCAUCCAAGGGCCCAUCACUGCUGGUUCUGAUCGCCCGGUCCACCAGCAAAGCCGAGGCAGUAUCAAAGCAGCUAGGGGUAGACUUCCUCUCAGUGAAGACACGAGUCCUUUCCCUCGACCUAUCUUCACAAAAGAGUGUACGACAAGCCGCCACAGAGCUGGAAAACAUAACGAAAGCAGUCGAUGUACUAAUAAACAAUGCCGGAGUCAUGGCCGUAUCAGAGAGGACUUUGUCGAAAGAUGGGGAAGACAUACAGUUUGCAACAAAUUACAGCCCUCAAAGUGGUGCACGGACUGUCAAUAUUACGAGCGCUGCACAUGUCCUCACCCACUUGCGGUUUAGCGAUCAUAUCUUUAAGGGAGUACCGAUCCCUUAUGAAGAGCAACCAAACACAGCCAUAGCAUCCCAAAUGGAUAUGCCCGAACUUGAUCCACAGGGAGGGUACCAUCCUAUGAUUGCAUAUUGUCACUCGAACACGGUCAAUAUGUUAUUCACAACGGAGCUUGCAGAAAUGUUGAAGGACAAGGGCAUAUAUCCCUUCACUUCAGCCCCUGGAGUGGUUGAAACAGAGCUCUAG
Messenger RNA from Letharia lupina, 594 nucleotides. RefSeq lists its product as uncharacterized. The record is from RefSeq and is a predicted model, not a curated record. The coding region runs from base 1 to 594 and encodes 197 amino acids. The transcript is spliced from 3 exons. Lineage: Eukaryota; Fungi; Ascomycota; Lecanoromycetes; Lecanorales; Parmeliaceae.